CACAGUUUGGCCACUUAUCUGGGACAAUUGAUCAUCCCGCUACUCUUCCGGUGUUGUUCUGGCCGAAAAGAUUCGCCUACAUUAUCGAAGGAGAACGUGUUCUACGCGCUGGACGUGUGCAUCGCUGCCGUAUUCGCUCCGCCUACGUCUGCACACCUUGCUGCUCAAACGACUGGAGCGGAAACAAUCAGCACACAUGCAGCACAUGCGGCGUCUGAUGAAGUAACAGAGCGCGGCAUUGAGAAGCUGAACAGAUAUGCCAGCGAACCCACUUCCCAAGGAGGACGGAAUCUGUCCAUUUCGGAUCUUGGCUUCACGCCAGAUGAAGCAAAAUCGAUCAGUACUCCUGGAUUAGAUCUUGAUGUUAGUGGCGAGUUAAGCUCUUGUCUUAGCCGAUUGCUCAGCCCAACGCUGACAUUCCUGUCGUCUAAGGAGCCGGUCGCAUCAGCCCAGGCAACACUUCAUCCGAAUUCAGUCCUCGUCAAACAUAGCACGCAACCAGAAGGUAAUAACAUGAAAGCUCGGCACUCUAUCUCAUCGGCCUCUACUCACAAGACACAGUCUCGUCAUACAGACUCUUCUGUGGCAAGAACUCCACAAAUUAAAUAUCAGGCAGAGAACUUUAAAACGGAAUUUACACAUCGACUCGGGUUUCUGGGACUGAAACUGAUUUUGGUCGGUUACAAUCGGCACGCCUCAGUUCGCCUCCGCGUCAUCAUCGGAACGCUGACCAAACUGGCUCUCAAUGGACAGAGUGGAAUACAACUGUGGAAGUUCUUCGACUUUCUCGUUACUCACAGGCCACCAGUUUUCAUUCACAUGUUACCGUUCAUUCGGUUUAAGAUGGCACACCUCAAAUGCGCCACUCCUGGUGAACAAGCAUAUCAACAGAUUGUGAGCCAGAAACUGAUUGGGCUGCACCACCCCGUCCCACAGACAACCUCUUCCGUGCUAAGGGAUCUUAUGCGGGAGCUCAGUGCAAUCCAGCAUGACGUUCAGCACUUCAGUCAAACACGAACAAAGAAAUCAGUGACAAACACUGAGACGAAAAGGCGACCUAACUCUGUCGACCGGCAAUAUUCCAUUAAGAAACAAACAUCCAGGCGCAACAAACUUACUCUGGAAGAAGUGCCCGAACAUGGUGUGGAAAGUGAAAGAGCAUUGAAAGAUAAGGAGCAAUUGGCGAAUGUCCAGCGAAUCGACGUGUUAGCCUCAGUCACCUCCGAAUCUACUUGUAGUGUAGACGCACUUGGUGAAAUCAGUAUUGGACUACCAAGUCUCAGCCAAUCCACCCGUGCAACUCGUGGCGUGUUGCAAAAUUUCAGACAAUCCAUUUUGGUGAGAGAUCCUCGAAAACGGAUUGCCGCCCAAGAAGGUAGCCGCAUGUUGCUACAAAGUCAGACCUUGAAACAGAGGGAUCCGAUAAUGACAGCCUCCACAGAAAGUGUUAAUCGGCCUAGUCGACCUAUGCGGAAAAGGAAGGACCGUGACAGGCCCCACAUAACAACAUCGGAUGAGGCCCACGUCACGAGAAUGUUAGAAGAAUCGUACUUUCCGGGUUUAUCUGACCGAUUUGAUGACUCUGGAAGCAGCGAUGAAACACAAAUGACAGUUGGACCAGCAGCGGCGGCCGCAAUUGCCACAUCGCUCUAUGGUUCGGAAGCCCCAUAUUUACACGCUCGCGAGAGGGCACGGCAAGAGCUGAAGGCUUUAGUCGGAAUCCCCAUGCCUCAGGUGGACAUGAGCACAGAAUCGCUCGACUCACAUUCACUAGACAAGUCAUCCACGUGUGAGUGUCUGACAGCAAUAGAUUCGACGGAUCCAACGCAUCUAAGCGCGUUCACGCCAUGGGACAACACAUCCGGUGUACAGCAACCGGAACUCACGCACACUGAGACGGAAAACGAUGCUUCCAAUCGCCAAUCAUUGCAAUCAAGAAUUAACUAUGUUUGACUUCGGUUAUCACUUCUC
Dicrocoelium dendriticum is the source of this 1971-nucleotide messenger RNA. NCBI's taxonomy places the organism in Eukaryota, Metazoa, Platyhelminthes, Trematoda, Plagiorchiida, Dicrocoeliidae. The record is from the annotation of a GenBank genome assembly.